Endocarpon pusillum Z07020 is the source of this 3417-nucleotide messenger RNA. RefSeq lists its product as uncharacterized. The transcript has a single exon. Gene Ontology annotation, cellular component: cytosol; intracellular membrane-bounded organelle; membrane. NCBI's taxonomy places the organism in Eukaryota, Fungi, Ascomycota, Eurotiomycetes, Verrucariales, Verrucariaceae. Bases 1 to 3417 code for a protein of 1138 amino acids. The record is from RefSeq and is a predicted model, not a curated record. Gene Ontology annotation, molecular function: zinc ion binding; calcium ion binding.
AUGACUCCAUCUCUAAAUGAUCCGCGGUAUCGUCCCGCUUUGCUCGCGCUUGCAGGCAUUUCGGCAGCUUAUGCCAUCUACCUCAUCCGUCAGCGAUACCUUACCCCCCAACAGAAUCCCGACCGACAAACACAGCUUAGACGACGGAAUGCAAUUCGACGUCAUGAUUUACCAAGGCGCAAUCGAACCAGAUCCUCGCCGCGCGGUGAAGAUUCAAUAGAAGUCAGUGAGCAGGCUAUUGCCGCGUUGCGAUCUCGAGAGGCAGACGGAAGAUCGUAUGGCUUCCUUGACAUACACUCUAUCCAGCACGAACUGGGGCAAGAUACGGCUCGUAGACACGAGAUACAAUGCCCACUGCUGCCCGGAAUGCUUCCUACCGUGGAGCAAUUUCAGACGCAGGAGGGCAUCACCGAGGAGGAUGCUCAGGUGCUUCGAAAUCAUGCCGAAGUCAUGUUCAUGGAUGCUUUUUUGGCUAACCAGUAUCCACCGAGUCAUCAUAUCGCCUCGCUUGAAGCGAGCUACCUGAGUGAAGAAUUGAGCAACAUGGGAAUAGGAUCAGCGGUCAUACAGCAAUCUAUUGAGAGAUUCAACACAGAUCCAAACUUCGGCUCGGAGAUGCGGCAAAACCCCAAUAAUGGCGCUCGGAAUCCUGCACUUGCUGACGGAGCGGCCGAAUACCAGCGGUUAGGGGAUAUAAUGCAGGCUCUAGACGGGGGGGAGACCAUCGGUGAUGAGCAGAGUAACUUUGAGUGGCGGGAAGGAAAUGGAGCUGGAAGUGCAGACAGACAAGAGCAAAAUACGUUGAAUCUGCUCUACAACAUCGCGGCGGACAAAGCGAGAAUGGACGGCUAUAUCCACCGUGGUGUCACGUGCGAUGGUUGUCAUACAAUGCCCAUACACGGUAUCAGAUAUCGAUGCGCCAACUGUCUGGAUUACGAUCUGUGCGAGAGCUGUGAGGCCCAGGAGCUCCAUAUUAAGACGCAUAUCUUCUACAAAAUCAGGGUUCCGGCUCCAUCUAUGGGGGCACUUGGCAACUCCCGCCAGGGUUUACCAGUCUGGUAUCCUGGAAAGCCAAGCGCUAUGCCUCCGGGUCUACCGCGGCAGCUGUCAAGCCGGCUUCUGCACGAAACAGGAUUUGACACUGCGGAACUUGAUGCCCUAUGGGACCAGUUCAGAUGUUUGGCUGGCUGCGUGUGGACCAGUGAUCCCAAUAAGCUUGGGAUGGCGAUUGAUCGUAAAGUUUUUGAUCGAUGUUUUGUGCCGCCGCUCUCGAUACGACCGCCACCACCGAAUCUGAUCUAUGAUCGCAUGUUCGCUUACUAUGACACCAAUAACGACGGACUGAUCGGCUUCGAAGAAUUCCUGAAGGGCCUCGCUGGUCUCAACGAUAAAAGCAGAGAAGGAAAACUGAGGCGUAUCUUUCAAGGCUAUGACAUCGAUAAUGACGGAUACAUUGACCGAAAGGACUUUUUGAGAAUAUUCAGAGCAUUCUAUACACUAAGCAAAGAGUUGAACCGAGAAAUGCUUGCUGGAAUGGAGGAAGACCUGAUGGAAGGCGGUGCUCGAGAAAUUAUUCACGGGAGCCAGCCUAUCAGUUCAGCGUUCCCCAGUAAUAUUCCGGAUGGGCAUGUAUCUCGAAGUGGAACUGGGAAAGAAGUGGAUGCGAAUGGGGACCUCACCAUUACUGACCACAGAGGUGUUCUCGAUGAAGAUGCCCAUGAUAUUGGGGACCGCAAUCAGAUCAUCGCAGACAUCGCCAUCAGCUACCCGGCAACUCAUCCGCGUGCUUUCCGACCACAGACUUCGACAGAUAGCCCGUUGCCCGGAACAAGCCAAGUCGAGAGUGUUGCGCCGAACAUUGACUCGGCGCCUGACGAAAACCCACUGACAGAGAGUUAUCCUCCAACAGACGAAAGUGGAUCAUCCUUACAUGACUCUACUCAUAGCUGGCCGCCUUUCGGAGUACGAGUCUCAGACAUAGUGAACGCGUUGGGGCGUGAAGUGCCACUGUCGGAGAUCAUCGACCCAGACGACAGAAGAAAAGUACAGUCUGCCGUGUUAAGACGGGUCGAAGCCGAGCUUCAAGCUGACAUAGAGCAAAGAAGUAACGACGCUAUCCAAGAACGCUGGCGGAGGAGGAGAUUCUACACAGACGUGGAAGAAGGCGGAUCGGCUCCCCAGGGCUAUACGGAAAUCGACAGCUCUGAUGACGGAACCGGAGACACCGGCGAAGCCAUCGACAGCAUAACCUCAGCAUCGGCAUCCAGACCUCUGUCGCCACGGUCUCGGUCCUCUUCCAAAGUCAGGUUCGAAGACAGCGUUACCGACACCGAUUACGAAACACGCUCAAACACGUCGUCGCGCAGCAUCCCCGUCGGCGAGCGGUGGGGUGGGUACGACAUCAGCGAGAUAGAGAAAGACGUGGGGAAGGAGAUCCUCUACCAAGCAGUGCAACAAGGCUUCAAUGAACUCCUCGAUCAACUGUUCAGAGAGAAGGAAGACCUGACCAUGGAAGCUCAUCGCACGCGGAAGGAACGCCGACAUCACGCAAAAGAAAUCCAAGCUUACGCUGCAGUGCUCAAAGCUGAGCCAGGACUCGGGGAUGCCGAUCACGAAUCCAAGCAGAAGAAGGAGAAAGCAACCCCGGCUGCGUCAGACCAAAGACCGGCACGCAAAGAAGUCGAACUGUCCACCCUCCUCCACGCAGCCGGCUACGGAGACGGCGACGCCGACUCAGACGCCGAGCUCGACGCAGACGCAGAUGCAGAUGCGCUAUCUCCAACCAACCCGCCACCCCCUCCACCCGACCAUCCCCUCUACACCCACCAAACCCAGAUCUACGGCUACCGCAUGCGUGACCACCUCUACAGGGAUCCAACCAUGCCGCAGUUCCGCCCUAACGACUCGGAAACCAUCGCCCCGCCAUCUGCCUCUGCCUCUGCAUCUGCAUCACCAUUCCCGUCCACCGGACCCACCACCACUACGACCCUGCCCUCCAUGCCACCCAUGAACGUAACAUCAACAACAACAACAGCAGCAUCCUCCCUCCCAGCACAGACCGCGCCAACCGACCUAUCCGACUUCUCCUCUCCGCAGACCAGGGAGAUGCUGACGAAAUACCUCCUCCACGACCGAAUCGACGCAGAAGCCAAGACGAGAGGUGGGUUCGGGAGGCUGGAUUAUGCCGAGUUCGUGCGGGGGAUGGUGGGGGAUGAUACCACCAACAACAACAAGAAUAACAGUAGUAGUGGUCGUGGCAGGACUGGGAAUGGGAGUGGGAGUAGGAGUGGGGCGGUUGGGGACGGAGACGUAGACGUAGACGUGACGGGACGCGGCAUCGGCGGCGACAAGCAGCAACAGUUGCAGCUGGGCCGCUUGGGGUUCGUGGGCAGCUGGAUCGAGAUGGCUAGUUUUUGA